This is a messenger RNA of Saprolegnia parasitica CBS 223.65, 373 nucleotides long. RefSeq lists its product as hypothetical. Bases 63 to 317 code for a protein of 84 amino acids. The transcript has a single exon. Lineage: Eukaryota; Oomycota; Saprolegniomycetes; Saprolegniales; Saprolegniaceae. The record is from RefSeq and is a predicted model, not a curated record.
AGGUGCUACCUGAAGUAUUUCUCCUCAAGUGGGUCCGCCUGCUCUUUGCGCGCGAGUUCCAAAUGUAUCAGGUGUGGGCGCUAUGGGACGCAAUUUUAAGCGUUUCGUCCGACGACCUCAGUUUUGUCCAAUACCUCUGCGUCGCCAUGCUCCACGAGGCGCGCGACGAGCUCUUGGCGCAAGACGAUGUCGCUGGCGUCCUUCAAUGCUUGAAAGAGACGUCCGUGUCGUAUGCGAAGGUUGUCGACACUGCACGUGAAAUGCAUGACCGCCUCUUGUGUGAGGACGCCAUCGCUGUCGCCACGCGCAGCGAUUAAGGUGGCGUCUUCCUUGCGGGAUAACAAUUUAACUCAAAUACCUGUUUUUGGCCUCA